AUGGGAACCCCUAACUAUGCUUACAGAUUACGGAAAAAACGUGACAAGGUUUUAAGAGAUUUAGAGCCAAAGAAGAUUUUAAACCUUCUUUACCAAGAAGAGGUUUUCGAAUUGGAAGACAUGGAGGAAGUGAAAGCGGAGGGAGCGAGAAAUAUACAAGCCAACAUAUUGUUGGAUAAAAUACUCCGUUCGGGGGAUGAAAAUAUUGCUAAGUUUGUGAACGCUUUAAAGAAAACUCAGCAACAUCUUUACAAGUUACUUCAAAAUCCUGUUCCCGGAGAAGAACUGGCAGAAGGAGGUUUGUGUUCAAUAUUUGAAUAUUUUGCAAAGAUUUUCACUUUGCAGAAAGUGGAAACGUUGACUAAAUGUUUAUCAGGGUUAAUGUACGACUUUUGUCAUGUUGAGUUCAAAGGUUUGCCUCUGUAGGAUAGCAGGGAGUGAAAAUGUCGCCUCUCGAGGGACAGGAAUGGAAAAUGAAGACCAAUGAGUAAUGUUACGCCUGUGUUGCGACACAUAAAGGACCCUGGUCAGCAUCUAGUUGCAAUGUUACACGAUUUCUGGGGAAUGUGCAAUCUUACUCACAGUGAUGAUAUUUCUUGGGGCAUAAUUUCACCAUAGAAUUGUAUCCCAAUCAAGAAAAAGUAUGCUGUGAUAAAACCAAAAUAUGUACACCCAAACAGAAACUUUUUUCCUUCUGAAUUCUGGUCGCAAUCAGUCUUUGAAAACAGUGGGGAGACAGGCAGCAGCUAUAUUCCAAUGCUAAUAUGGUCUUUGAAAAUUAUGAACUGAAUGCAUCUCUUCUGGUAAUCAGUUUUAACCUUAACCACUGCUUAUGGGGCUCAGAGAAAUGACAUGUGUCAAGACAUGGUUGUUUGAUGUGUCAAAUCUAGGGAAUCAUUUGACGAGAGCAGUUUUCUUCAUCACCACAGGAGUACUUGGUGUUUCUUGUGACUGUACCCAGCCUUUUAGUAUCAUGAGCUUUCACUGAUACAAUAUUCGCCAUUCCUCUUCCCCCUUUGUCCUUUGAUACAAUAUUUUAUUAUCCUUUGAUACAAUAUUUUAUUAUCCUUUGAUACAAUAUUUUAUUAUCCUUUGAUACAAUAUUUUAUUAUCCUUUGAUACAAUAUUUUAUUAUCAUUUAAUACGAUUUUCUAUGCCCUCACCCUCGUCACCUUUAUGCAAUUUAUGGCCCAAAAGGUUUUCCAUCAAGUCACUCAAUCUCACUCUCACCACCCCUGUUUCCUUAAAAAAAGAAAGCUGUGAUUUUUGGGUGGGUUAAUCAACCUUUUCAACCCUGGAUUUGCUUCCCAUAUCAUAACAGUGGAACCUCCUUUCAGGGGAUACCUCUAAGACCAGGGUAAAUGUCCCCUAAAUAAAGCUUUUCCCAAAGGAGAGGUUUUACUGUUUGUUAGAGAUUAGUUGGUCAGUGGCUUACCAGUGACUGGCCAUCUUUGUAAGUUAUUUUUUGACAGUUACUCUAAUUUUUUUAUUUUUUUUAUGUUGCAGAUCGGAGGGUAAAUCAAAUUACAGGACAGCUUUACACGACUUCAUUGAAUACCCACCAUGAAUACCCCAAUUACACUAACAAAGGUCUAUAUAUAUAUAUCUACAGGCAUAUACACCUUAAGAGUUAGGAUAUAAUAUGUACAGAUAUUUUGUGAUUUGAGCAGUAUUUAUCCAAGUCAGGUAGAUGCUAGGAAAGAUAUGAGCAAUGAGCAAAAUAUCCACCUGUAUUUUAUGUUUAAAACAUCAAAUUAGGGAUUUGUUGUUCCACUGUUAUUUUCAUUUUUUAGCGUUGUAGAUUUAGCUUCUCAUUUAAUAACAGAAGAAAACAUGACGCGGACCAAUCCAUGAAACUGUUCUUUACAACCAACAAAUAAAUAUGACGUACAUAAAACUUUAUUGCUUAAGAGUCUGACUAAAAGAUCUAAGCUUGGAUUGUUCAGUGAGGCCAUGUUGUUGCUCUGCGUUCUGUCCAUAUCUUUUUUCUGUUCAGUAUGGUCAUACUGUGAUAUAUUUUACAUGCUCUUUUUGUUGAUUAGGGUAAAAUGGUAUAGUAGUAGAAUGAUCAAAUCUUAAUAUCAUGUGAACUCUUCUUUUUGGAUAAUCUCUGAUACUUUUGAGCCUAAAAAUAGUUAUGCUCUUACAAAGUUAUUGUGAAAUGUUGGACAAUGGCAGUGAAAAUAAUGGGAAACUGACUCUAGAUGCCUGACAAGUUCAAUUUAAGAAAGGACUCUUGUGCUGUCUGCCAGAAUAAAUAUGACAGAGUAGACAUUAUGCAUAAAUACCAUGUGGUCACAUUAUGUAGCCAAAGAAGAUUUUUUAUAUAUGAAAUUAUGAGAGUUAAUUACAAUUGUUGGUUUUCUUAAAAGGAUGUAUAAAUCUCUAGGCUCUGAGAUGCUUGUAGGCACCAAUGCUGUGAAUUCACACUAUCUCAUUGUAUAAUAUUUUCAUCCUACAUGUUUUUGAUAAUUACAAUAUCACAGUGUAUUAUUUGGUAAUUGUAAGAACUCUCCAAAAAGCCCUGCUAGAUGUAUUUAUUUGUUUAAUUUAUUUUGUUACAGCUCUUAGUCCAACAAGAAUGGUCCCUGCAAAGAUUGGCAACACUGAGAAGGGAGCUGCCUAUUCUCACACUUCUGAUGCACAUCUUGUAGAACCACCUCCAGAUGAAAUUUGCAGCUUUGUGAAACCAAUAGAUUGGAAGAAAAUACCAUCUCACAUCAGUCCAGAUUCAGAGAAAGUGUACCCUAUGACAUCAAAGCCCAAAGGAAUCGCAUUGAUCAUUAAUAACGAGAUCUUCCCUGAUAAUCCUGAAAAGACAGAAAAAGAGAAAGAAAAAGAACAAUUAGAAGUCCGUAAAGGCUCUGACAGGGAUGUCAAAUCACUUGAAAAGUUGUAUGAGGCUCUGGAUUUCAAAGUGAGGACUGAAAGAAACAAGAAAAGAAAAGAGAUUUUGGAGAUCUUAGAUGAUGUGUCUCAUCAGGAUCACUCGCAGUACGAUUGCUUUGUUUUAUGGCUGAUGAGCCAUGGCCAGAAUGGAUUAUUCUAUGGCUCAGAUGGAGAGACUGUCCCAAUUGAGACUGUGCGGGACUUUUUCAGCAAUGCAAACUGCCCAUCAUUAAAAGGCAAGCCAAAGGUCAUUUUCAUCCAGGCUUGUAGAGGCCAAGAAAGGGAAAAAGGUGUGGUAGCUGAUGCCCCAAAUGCACCAGCCCCUCAAUCACCACAACCUUCAACAAAUGAUGAUUUGUCAGGCAGCACUAAUAGUGAAGUUACUGACAAAGGUUUUACUUUUAGCAUCAGAGAAACCAUUGCUAAUCAUGCUGAUAUUCUGAUAGCUAAUUCAACCCUCAGUGGUCAUGCAGCAUUCCGAAAUCCUGUGUUGGGAAGCCGCUUCGUACGCUGUGUUGUGGAGGUCUUUCAAGAACAAGCUGGCUAUGAGGAUAUUCUGGGCAUGCUCACAGAGGUUAACAACAGGAUCAGUGGAAUGGGUGAAAUUGAUGAAAAACAAAUAUCAGAACCAGCAUCAACCUUGAGAAAGAAGCUUUACUUUUGGCCUGGAUUGCAGCAGAUGUAUAGGGGUUACAGCUGUUAGGCAGUUUUGUAGACAUUCCUUGAUCCUUAGUUGAAGGAGCAUUAUGCUUCACAAUCAGAAACACUCUUACAUGUAUCUCCAAGUGUCUUAGAGUACUGUGUGCAUGAAACUAUAACACAGAUCACAUUUCAAGAUCCCAAAGAGCAGCUAAUCCUUACAAAAAUUGUCAUCAAUUUUUCCAUAAACUAAACUUAAGAGGCCAUCACCUAGAUUUGUGUUCUAACCUUAAAUAACUGGCUGCUUUCCUGUGCAAAAUGUAUAAAACCAAAGAGGGAAGUACAAACCAUAGAGAAACAUGGCAAAGAUUAAUAUGGAUGCAGACAAAGAAGCUAGACAAGUUAAGUGUAAUUUUUCAGGAUGGACAAACCAUUAUGGAGCCUUUUUGAUGAAUAGAAUUCUGCAUAUUGGCAGAAGGAUAGAGUAGCUGACAUCUUAUUUAGGGGCAUAAAAGUCUGGGCUUUUAAAGUUGGCUUUAUACAUGUACAUUCCAAGGUGUCUGUUGGCACACUACAAAUAUUUUACAAUUGUAGAGCUGUUAAGUCUCCAGUAUUUAGUAUGAGACUCACAUGAAGUAGUGUAAUCUUAGGCUCUUAGGCUGAAACUACAAUCCCUCACACAUUAAAGGUUUCUGAAAUUAAUAAACUUUUGAGUUUGGAUCAGC
This is a messenger RNA of Pocillopora meandrina, 4253 nucleotides long. NCBI's taxonomy places the organism in Eukaryota, Metazoa, Cnidaria, Anthozoa, Scleractinia, Pocilloporidae. The record is from the annotation of a GenBank genome assembly.